CCCGCCCCACGGAGCCACAUAACGCCCCACAGAGCCCCACAAAGCCCUAUGAAGCCCCAUAGAGCCCCGGCUGUGCGGCUGGGGCCGGGAGCCGGCGCUGGGGACACGCCGGUGGCCGCGGCAGGUGGCUCUGCCCGGGAAGGGGAGGAGGCUGGCGGCGCUCCCGGCCCGCCUGCAUCCCUCCCCGCCGGCUGCGAUGCUCAGUCCCGGCUCAGCCUGGCAGCGGCGCGGGCAGGGAGGGCACACGAGCCCGGGGAGGACAUGGAUGAGACGAACCGCACGGAGCCGUGGCAGCGGAGCCUGCAGGCGGUGCUGAGCGCCCUGAACCGGACCCUGCUCGGGGCCGUGCCCUGCCCCAGCCCGGCCCCGGGGGCCACACGAGGUGGCCAGGCUGGCCGCCACGCCAACGCCUACAUGUACAUCCUGUUCGUCAUGACGCUCUUCGCCGCCACCGUGGGCAGCCUCAUCCUGGGCUACACCCGCUCCCGCAAGGUGGACAAGCGCAGCGACCCCUACCACGUCUACAUCAAGAACAGGGUCUCCAUGAUCUGAGCCCGGCACACGCCCUGUCCCCCCGGAGCCAGCGGGCUCAUCCCGCUCGCUGUGGGGUGCGGCAGUGCUGCUGGCCCCAGAGCUGCUGGGAGCCCCCCAAAGCUGCUGAGGACACCCCAAAGCUGCUGAGGACACCCCAAAGCUGCUGGAAACACCCCAAAGCUGCUGGGAGCCCCAUGGAGCUGCUGAGGACACCCCAAAGCUGCUGGAAACACCCCCAAAGCUGCUGGGAGCCCCAUGGAACUGCUGGGAGCCCCAUGGAGAUGCUGAGGACAUCCCAAAGCUGCUGGAAACCCCGCAAAGCUGCUGGGAGCCCCAUGGAGCUGCUGGGAGCCCCCCAAAGAUGC
Messenger RNA from Motacilla alba alba, 899 nucleotides. RefSeq names its product potassium voltage-gated channel subfamily E regulatory subunit 3 (gene KCNE3). NCBI's taxonomy places the organism in Eukaryota, Metazoa, Chordata, Aves, Passeriformes, Motacillidae. The coding region runs from base 49 to 552 and encodes 167 amino acids. Gene Ontology annotation, biological process: regulation of ventricular cardiac muscle cell membrane repolarization; regulation of heart rate by cardiac conduction; potassium ion export across plasma membrane. Gene Ontology annotation, molecular function: delayed rectifier potassium channel activity; transmembrane transporter binding; voltage-gated potassium channel activity involved in ventricular cardiac muscle cell action potential repolarization. Gene Ontology annotation, cellular component: membrane. The record is from RefSeq and is a predicted model, not a curated record. The transcript has 2 exons.